AUCUUCUCUCUGUCUCUCCCCCUCCUCCCGUACCCCGCCACACAGAACGACGACCACAACACUCCUCGCCGCCGCCGCCGCGGACGACGACGACGAUGUGGCGUUCGCGAGCCCGUACCCUGCUCCUCCUCCGCUCGUCCAUCCCCAGCUCGCCGCCGCAGACAAAUCCAUUUCGAACCUUGACCCGAGCUCCACCUCCACGCUUUCUCUCCCGUUUCCUCUCCUCCUCCCCGGAGGCCCUCCCGGUCCCGGAUGCCUCACCCUCUUCAUCCUCAGCCGGAGCCGUAUCCACAUCUGCUGAUCCCGCUGAGGACAACCUGGCCGCGCUCUGGGAAGAAGAUGCCGGCGACGCCGACGACAUUUUCGUCUCCUCCGCCUCCUCCGACACCGCCGGUUCUGUAGCCGACGAUGAGGAGGUCGGCCGCGUACGCGCCGUCGUGGAGUCCACUCCAGAGGACCAGAUCCCCUCCGCCAUCGCCGAUAUGGUCGUGGACUUCACCGAAUCGCUCCUGUCCGCCGUUCUCUUCUCUGCCGAGAACUGCUCUGGUAAAAAGCUACUACUUCUUUUCCAGUCUGCAGGGAAGAACAACCCCGAUGCCAAGAGCGUUGCCAACCUUGAGAUCGUUGCGAGCAAGCUUGCUGAUUCUGAUGAGAUUGACAAGAUGGAUGCGUACUUGCUAUGGGAUUUUGUCAAGGAAAUGGGCAGUGCACCAGGAUCAGUGAGCACUCAGUUGUUGAAUAGGGUGAUAGCAAUCUUCUGGAAACUCGAGAAGUCGAAGGCGGCACUAGAGGUGCUUGACAAGUUCAGUGAGUUUGGCUGUACUCCGGAUGGUGAUAGCUAUUAUCUGGUGAUUCAAGCAGCUGGAAAGAAGUCCAUGGUUGGUGCUGCAUGGGGAGUUUGUGAGAAGAUGCUUGGCUCAGGGUUCUUCCCUGAUGGGGAGAAGACCGGUGAGAUUGUGACAUUCUUUUGCAAGGGGAAAAAGGUGACGGAGGCACAUUCAGUAUUCCUAGCAGCGAAGGAGAAGAAGGUUAAGAUUCCAACAUCGGCAUUGGAUUUCCUUAUCGGUGCUUUGGCGAGGAAUGAUGAGACCAUCAGUGUGGCUCUAGAGCUGCUGGAAGAAUACCAAGGGAAGUCUCUGAAGCAUGCUGGCAAGUCUUUUGCUGCAGUUAUACAUGGUUUGUGUAGGAUGAACAAUGUGAAGGAUGCAAAGAAAUUGUUGAUGAGGAUGGUGAAUCUUGGCCCAGCUCCUGGUAGUGCAGUGUUCAACCUUGUCAUCACGGCAUUGUCUAAAGAGGGAGAAAUGGAGGAUGCAAAGGGUUUGAUAAGAGUGAUGGAGAGCCGAGGGCUGCGCCCUGAUAUUUAUACAUACAGUGUAAUCAUGAGUGGCUACACAAAAGGAGGCAUGAUUAGUGAAGCCCAUUCUCUACUUCGCGAGGCAAAGAAGAUCCAUCCAAAACUAAGCAGAGUUACUUAUCACAUACUAAUUCGUGGGUACUGCAAGAUGGAGGAGUUUGAAAAGGCCCUGGAGUGCCUAAAUGAGAUGAAGGAAGAUGGGCUGCAGCCAAAUAUGGACGAGUAUAACAAACUUAUCCAGUCACUAUGUCUCAAAGCUAUGGACUGGAGAACAGCUGAGAAACUCCUGGAGGAAAUGGAGAGCAGUGGAUUAUGCCUAAAGGGCAUUACACGCAGCCUGGUAGCAGCAGUCAAGGAGUUGGAAAUGGAAGAGAUGUCAAAAGACAGCCAAGAAGCAUAGGUUAGGAUACUCGUGAUGUGCACAGCCACUAAUCAGUUUUUGGGCAUUGCCAUUUUUUGCUCUCUGCAUCUUUGGUGAGGUUAUGGAAAACACCAUCUUUUGUACUUGUCUGUUUGUUGUUAGAUGCUAUAAUAAUUUUGCAUUUAUAUUAUAAAUGCUGGACUGGCAGGGAUGCAUAUUUAAUUUUGGACUUCACUAGAA
Molecule: messenger RNA, 1955 nt
Organism: Brachypodium distachyon (stiff brome)
Lineage: Eukaryota; Viridiplantae; Streptophyta; Magnoliopsida; Poales; Poaceae
Product: pentatricopeptide repeat-containing protein At3g02650, mitochondrial
Exons: 1
Coding region: 96-1754 (552 amino acids)
Molecular function (GO): protein binding
Source: RefSeq, a predicted model, not a curated record